UGCAAUAAUUGCGAAGCAUUACCAAUACUUUCAAUUAUUUGUAGUUUGAAUCAUGUGAUAAAUUAACCGAAACUUUUCUCAUUUUCGAGAGAAGGCAAAAUAUCUCCAACACAUGGCGGCGAAAAUUUUCUCUCCAUUCAUCGCCAGACUUCGGAGGAGGGUCCAGAACGAACGCCUGUUGGAAAACGACGAAAGCUUCCUUCUGAGAGAAGAAGAUUUCCUUGAAGUUCACGACGAUGGCUCUACAGAGAACGUUACGACUGAACUAACGAUAGAGGCAAACCAGUUUGAUUCAGACAGUACAAGUGCGAGAAAUGAUCUUGCUAUAGAGCUUCGCGACAAUCGUAUUGCGAGAAAUGGAAACGCGGAAGUGGUAAACAUAAAGAUUAAAGCACCGAGGAAAAAGAAGUUGGCUUUCAUAGGCAUCAUUUUGGGAAUCAUUGCGGCGCUGAUCUUGUCUGUGGGCUCACUGAUGGUUAAACUGGCUGAGAGCGUUCCAAGCAUUGAGGUGACAUUCAUGCGACUAACAUUUCAAAUGGUUUUCUCACUGCCAGCAAUGAUAUUCUUCAAAGAUAAAUUUAUUUAUCCGUGGAAGCAGAGCAGAUUUUUAUUGCUUCGUGGCAUCUCCGGCACGACGGCGAUGAAUUUAAUGAAUUAUGCUGUAAAACACAUGCCUUUAGCCGACGCUAGGGUGAUAUUUUACACUUCUCCGGUGUUUACAGCCAUACUUGGACGUAUCUUUCUCAAAGAGUCAGUGAGCAAGUUUGAUGUGCUAGCAAUGAUACUAAGUAUAGGAGGGGUGGUGUUAAUUGGAAGGCCAACGUUCUUGUUUGGCUCUCUUGGAAAAAACUCUGGAUCUAAACAGGUGUGGGUGCCUACUCUCCUUGCAGUUGGAGCUGCAAUUGGUUCAGCAGCAUCAACUGUCCUAACACGCAAGAUGUCCCAGGAAGUUGGCCCAAGAGUAGUGGUGUUUUACUUUGCUGUCCUUGGAUCAAUCAUCAGCUUUGUAGGUUCAUUAAUCUCUGGUUUUAAAUACCCCGAUUGUGGAACUUAUGACUCAAUUUACAUGCUUGCAAUCGGAGUUCUGGGUUACUUUGCGUUAGUGGUUAGAUCGAAGGCUUUAGCCAUGGAAAAGGCAUCAGUUGUUGCGUUGGUAAGCACGAUAGGAAUUGCCUUUUCAUUUAUUCUCCAGCUGGUAGCUCUGGAUGUUGUUCCAAACAACAUGAGUAUUGGUGGUGCUAUCCUUGUCUUGCUUUGUAAUGUGAUUAUUUUUAUCAAGAAAUUUCGUGACAUGAAAAAGAUGGACCCAAAACAUCCAUAAUGGUAAAAAUGCUCAGCUCUUACCAUAAAUUAACAAGAGAGAAACAUCCUCAGAACAAAACCUUCCCAAAACCAGCCCCAAAAUCUUAGAUGUAAACAGUGAAACGCUUAUAACAAGCUCCCCUCCCAGAUAUAAAAAGAAUGAUUAUAAAUUUCAGUAAUUCAUUCAUAUCAGUGGACUAUUGCAGUGGUGGUUUUUAGUUUAUGUUGAUACAAUAUGAUUGUAAUGUUCAUUUGUGGUUUAAGAGUUUAAACUUUUUUUGCACAGAACUUUCCCAUCAGUUAUAUUUUACUAGAAUCCAUUUGAAAUGCAAAAUACCAGCUGUGAUGUCACCACUUCCCCCCCCCCCCCCCCCC
This is a messenger RNA of Orbicella faveolata, 1677 nucleotides long. RefSeq names its product solute carrier family 35 member G1-like. The record is from RefSeq and is a predicted model, not a curated record. Gene Ontology annotation, cellular component: membrane. NCBI's taxonomy places the organism in Eukaryota, Metazoa, Cnidaria, Anthozoa, Scleractinia, Merulinidae.